This is a messenger RNA of Gadus morhua (Atlantic cod), 1129 nucleotides long. Its product is annotated as 40S ribosomal protein SA. Gene Ontology annotation, molecular function: structural constituent of ribosome. Lineage: Eukaryota; Metazoa; Chordata; Actinopteri; Gadiformes; Gadidae. Gene Ontology annotation, biological process: translation. The coding region runs from base 126 to 1061 and encodes 311 amino acids. Gene Ontology annotation, cellular component: small ribosomal subunit; ribosome. The transcript is spliced from 8 exons. The record is from RefSeq and is a predicted model, not a curated record.
CACCCUCAUCAAUAUCAAUGACGUAGUUUCCGCAUCCGGUCUCUUUUUACCUUGCGGUACAGAACUCCAUACGGCGUUGUCUCGUGUUUUCCCGUUAAACUCGUAACGCAGGGAAAGCCGUCACGAUGUCCGGAGGUCUGGAUGUCCUUCAAAUGAAGGAGGAAGAUGUGCUCAAGUUCCUGGCUGCAGGAACACAUCUGGGAGGAACCAACAUGGACUUCCAGAUGGAGCACUAUGUGUACAAGAGAAAGAGCGAUGGAGUGUACAUCAUCAACCUGAGGCGUACCUGGGAGAAACUUCUGCUGGCCGCUCGGGCCAUCGUGGCCAUUGAGAACCCGGCUGACAUCUGCGUCAUCUCCUCCCGGAACACGGGGCAGAGAGCUGUGCUGAAGUUUGCUUCAGCUACCGGUGCAACGACAUUCCACGGCCGCUUCACCCCCGGUACCUUCACCAAUCAGAUCCAGGCGGCCUUCAGAGAGCCCCGCCUCCUGAUCGUGACGGAUCCCCGGGCCGACCACCAGCCUCUAACUGAGGCCUCCUACGUCAACAUCCCGACCAUUGCCCUGUGCAAUACUGACUCUCCACUGCGCUAUGUGGACAUCGCUAUACCAUGCAAUAACAAGGGUCACCACUCGGUGGGUCUGAUGUGGUGGAUGCUGACCCGGGAGGUGCUCCGGAUGAGGGGAACCAUCUCCAGGGAGCACACCUGGGACGUCAUGCCGGACCUCUACUUCUACCGUGACCCAGAGGAGAUUGAGAAGGAGGAGCAGGCCGCUGCGGAGAAGGCCGUGGGGAAGGAGGAGUUCCAGGGCGAGUGGAGCGCCCCAGCAGUGGACCAGGUCCAGCCCGAGGCGGCGGACUGGUCCGAGGGGGUCCAGGUGCCUUCUGUGCCCAUCCAACAGUUCCCCGGGGUGGCGGAAGAUCCCCUAGCUGCCCCUGUGAAGCUCGCUGCAGAAGGUUUUACCGAGGACUGGAGCAACCAGGCUCCCACUGAGGACUGGUCUGCUGCUCCCACUGCCCAGGCUUCCGACUGGGGCGGCGCCGCCUCGGAGUGGUCUUAACUCUUCAAUAAAGGCUUGCUUGUGCUUACACUGUAAAGGAAUCUGUGCAAUAAACAUUUGGACUCCGA